Molecule: messenger RNA, 1876 nt
Organism: Alosa alosa (allis shad)
Lineage: Eukaryota; Metazoa; Chordata; Actinopteri; Clupeiformes; Clupeidae
Gene: mfap1
Product: microfibril associated protein 1
Exons: 8
Coding region: 128-1450 (440 amino acids)
Biological process (GO): mRNA splicing, via spliceosome
Cellular component (GO): U2-type spliceosomal complex
Molecular function (GO): RNA binding
Source: RefSeq, a predicted model, not a curated record
AUAUCCGGUCCCUUGAACGUGACGCACUUCCCGUCUUGGAGCAGAACGAGACGACGGGGUAGCAACGUCCAACUAUUUCGAGAAAACGUUUAUUUCCUCUUAAAACUCGACUGUUCAUUAAUUUAAGAUGUCUGGACAAAACGCUCUCAACAUGAAGCAGCCGCCGAUUCAAUCAACGGCCGGGGCUGUACCCAUCCGAAAUGAAAAAGGCGAGAUUUCUAUGGAAAAGGUGAAGGUGAAGCGUUAUGUGUCUGGCAAGCGUCCCGACUACGCUCCCAUGGAGUCCUCUGACGAGGAAGAGGAGGACUUCCAGUACUUGAAGAAAGGCAAAGAUGCCGAGCCAGAGAUGGAAAUGGAGGAGGAGGAUGUGUCUGAUCCUCGUCUAAGGCGUCUGUUGAACCGCGUAUCGGAGGAUGUGGAAGAAAGAUUGGCACGACACAGGCAGAUUGCUGAGCCUGAGCUAGUGGCUGAGAGCAGCGAGGACUCUGAUGAAGGCACCUGGCACCCAGAACGAGAGGAGAGUAGUGAGGAGGAAGAGGAGGAGGAGGAGGUGGAUGAUGAGGAAAUUGAGCGCCGUCGUGCCAUGAUGCGCAACCGUGCUCAGGACAGGAAAAACGAGGAGAUGGAGGUGAUGGAGGUGGAGGAGGAGGGGAAGUCUGGCGAGGAGUCGGAAUCCGAGUCCGAGUACGAGGAGUACACAGACAGCGAGGACGAAGCUGAGCCCCGUCUCAAACCAGUCUUCAUCCGCAAAAAGGACCGCGUGACUGUGGCAGAGCGCGAGGCUGAGGAGCUGAAGCAGAAGGAGCUGGAGGUGGAGGCCAAACGGGUGGCGGAGGAGCGGCGGCGCUACACACUCAAGAUCGUGGAGGAGGAGGCCAAGAAGGAGUUUGAGGAGAACCGCCGCACACUGGCCGCGCUGGACGCCCUGGACACGGACGGCGAGAACGAGGAGGAGGAGUACGAAGCAUGGAAAGUGCGCGAGCUCAAGCGCAUCAAACGCGACCGGGAGGCCAGAGAGCAGAUCGAGAAAGACAAGGCGGAGAUCGAUAGGUUCCACAGCAUGACCGAGGAGGAGCGAAGGGCCGAGCUUCGAAACAACGGCAAGGUCAUCACCAACAAGGCCAGCAAGGGCAAAUACAAGUUCCUGCAGAAGUACUACCACAGAGGAGCCUUCUUCAUGAACGAAGAGGAGGAUGUGUUCAAGAGGGACUUCAGUGCACCUACUUUGGAGGACCAUUUCAACAAGACCAUUCUUCCCAAAGUCAUGCAGGUCAAGAACUUUGGGCGUUCAGGACGCACCAAAUACACUCAUCUGGUGGAUCAGGACACGACGUCGUUCGACUCCGCCUGGGCUCAAGAAAGCGCUCAGAACACAAAGUUCUUUAAACAGAAGGCCGGGGGCGUGAGAGACGUGUUCGACCGUCCCACCGUCCAGAAAAGGAAAACCUAAAUUCCCCAAACUUGCAGCUCAAACAGACUCUUUUUUUCAAACUCAUCUUCCUAUUUGUGCCGCUGCACAGAUGUGUUUGUAUUUCCGUAAGGGGGUAUGGAGUAGUUGUGUAAAUACUGCUCCCCUCCAGAGAGGAUGGAGGAUUUAUCAGGAAUGACAGGGCCACGUUUCCCAACGACGAUCAUAGUUGACUGCUGAACUAAUCGCUUUUGUAUUGGGGUUUUAGUACCUCAGCGCUUGAAACGAAAGUUGGCCCAUUACAUUUUGGGACUUGUACAGUGAGAAAUUUUAAUAGCUACUUACAGCUAUUUUUUUUUGUUCUAUCCAUUUUUUUUGUUUUAAUGUUAGAGUAUGGUUUUUGUAUCAUGCUGUUUAACAUCUUUGUACAAUGUGUUGCUCCAAACUGGUAAUAAAUAAAUUACCCAA